Messenger RNA from Hyphopichia burtonii NRRL Y-1933, 1460 nucleotides. RefSeq names its product putative metalloreductase. The transcript has a single exon. Gene Ontology annotation, cellular component: plasma membrane. The record is from RefSeq and is a predicted model, not a curated record. Bases 21 to 1397 code for a protein of 458 amino acids. NCBI's taxonomy places the organism in Eukaryota, Fungi, Ascomycota, Pichiomycetes, Serinales, Debaryomycetaceae. Gene Ontology annotation, molecular function: oxidoreductase activity.
GACACUCUUUACCAUUGGACAUGGAAGUAAGACAUGAGGGCCACCAUCAUACUGCCAACAUCAAGUAUGGCCACUUUAUAGCGUUGGUCUCGUUGGCGCAUGUGGGUUGUAUUGUUUUAUCUCGUACGGUAUUGAAAAAAUACCAACUCAAUAAUCGGAUUGGGUUGGUAGCGAGCUUUUUGCUCUGGUCAAUUAUAAUCAUUGGUACCACCUUGAUUAAUGUUGAUUUGAGUGAGAGCUAUAAGACGUCGAUUAAGAGAAUCGGAAGAUUGAGUUAUUGUUUGCUUCCGUUUGAUAUUUUCUUAAUAUUAAGACCUAAUUUCCCCAUUAUUCGUUAUUUAGAACUCAUUGACUUACAUAAAUGGAUGUCCCGAUUGAUUAUAGCAUGUGGGUUGAUCCAUGGCGUGGGCUACAUGGUCGUUUGGUCCAUUGAAGGGACCUUGAUGGUGAAGAGUUUGAAGUUACUCAAUUUCUAUGGGGUAAUUGUGUUUCUUGCAAAUUGUCUAUUACUAAUUAUAUCAAUUGGCUUUUUCAGGCGUAGAAAUUAUCCGUAUUUCUACAUAAUCCAUAACCUUACCGUAUGGUUGUUUGUUUACUUGAUUAGUUUCCACGCUAGACCCGGAGUCUCCGUGUACACUCUUGUGAUAACCUUAUUAUUAGGUUAUCAAUUUUAUAAAAAAAUAGGCUACUUAACAACCUUAAAAUUACAUCAACACGAAUCGUCAAAUCUAAAAAUAAUUGAACUUCAAAAUAAUUUUGAUUUCUCGCCGGGUUCCCAUAUAAGAUUAUCCUAUUCGUAUUGGGAUUAUCGGUGCUGGGCUUAUCCAACCCAUCCUUACACUAUUGCCCACUCCAAUCUGGAUUCCGUUUACUUGGUGGUUAAGCCGUAUCAAUUUGACUUCAAUGCCUCUUCAAAAUAUUGCUUAACCGGUCCAUUCAAUUCCACCCCCGAUCAAUUCUGGACUAAUUCAGAAAAUAUCUCCAUUGUGGUUGGUGGUUCCGGAAUCUCCUUUGGGUUGCCUAUUCUAACUCAUCUACUUGCUCAAGGCAAAUUGGCCCAUUUAUUUUGGUCAGUUAAAUCUCAAGCCGAUUUAUACAUUUUAAAUGCUUUAAACAUUAACCAUCUGGACCAUAUAACUGUCCAUAUCACCGGUAAUGAAGAUGAAGAAUCUUUUGGGCUAUUAUCAAAUGAUGAAAUCGAAUUACAAUCUUUAUCAAAUUCAAAUAUUAAAAUUGGCCGCUUCAGCUUUACCCAUUUGGUCUCCCAGCUCAAUAAAACUAAUGAUGACAAUAAAAAAUGGUUGGUGGCUUGUGGGCCAGAACCCUUGGUAAUUGAUGCAAAAAAAUUUGCCAACAAUAAAAAAAUUCAAAUUUUAACCGAAAUUUAUUCUAUAUAGAGUCAACCUUCCUUACCUCGUAUAUAAUUAUUUAUUAUUUAUUCUUGUUUCACUCGCCUUCGC